Molecule: messenger RNA, 9286 nt
Organism: Leucoraja erinaceus (little skate)
Lineage: Eukaryota; Metazoa; Chordata; Chondrichthyes; Rajiformes; Rajidae
Gene: ush1ga
Product: Usher syndrome 1Ga (autosomal recessive)
Exons: 3
Coding region: 59-1465 (468 amino acids)
Biological process (GO): equilibrioception; sensory perception of sound; sensory perception of light stimulus
Molecular function (GO): protein binding
Source: RefSeq, a predicted model, not a curated record
UCCGCUCCGCUCUGCUCCGCCGCCGGACGGAGGCAGGUGCCAAGGCGGACAGCCGGCCAUGAACGGCGGGUUGCACGGCGCGGCCCGGGACGGCCGCAUGGACGCGUUACGGGAAGCCACCCGGCGGCAGUUGAACGCGGCCGAUGAGGACGGCAUGACCCACGCCCUAUGGGCGGCUCAUCACGGAAACCUGGAGGCGAUGCGGCUGAUCGUCAGCAGAGGGGGUGAUCCUGACAAGUGUGACAUUUGGGGGAAUGCUCCGCUUCACCUGGCAGCUUCCAAUGGCCACCUCGACAUCCUCUCCUUUCUGGUGUCUUUUGGGGCAAACAUCUGGUGCCUGGACAAUGACUACCACACCCCACUCGACAUGGCGGCCAUGAAGAACCACAUGGAGUGCAUCCGCUAUCUGGACUCCAUCGCUGCAAAGCAGAGCGCCCUCAACCCAAAGCUGGUGAGCAAGCUGAAGCAAAGGGCCUACCGGGACGCGGAGAAGCGCAUCAAGGAUUGCGCCAAGCUGCAGAAGAAGCACCAGCAGAGAAUGGAGAAGAGGUACAAGAGGGAGCUGGACUCGUCGGACACCAUGAGCUUCAGCAGCUCGGCCAGCAGUUCGCUGAGCCACCAGCUGCAGCGCCUGUCCAUGGCGGCCGCUCUGCCCUACUCCCAGGCCACGCUCAACGCCACCACCAAGGGCAAGACUAAGAUCCAGAAGAAGCUGGAGAGGAAGAAGCAGGUGGACGGGAGCUUCAAAAUAUACGAGGAUGGGCGCAAGAGCGUCCGCUCGCUCUCCGGCCUACAGCUCAGCAACGACGUGAUGUUCGUCAAGCAGGAGAGCGGCGGCCAAGCCAGGGAGAGACCGCGCUGCAACGUGCGGGACAUGUUCGCGGCCGAGGGCGACACCAUGUCUCACGCCGCCAGCGACCCGGGGCUGCAGGCCGACACCGCCUACUCCGAAGUCAGCACCGACUCGGGCCACGAGUCCCUCUUCAACAGGCCCGGCCUGGGCACCAUGGUCUUCCGCAGGAACUAUGUCAACGGCGGCCUCUUCGGGCUGGGACACAAUGGCAGCGAGGCGGGGGAUCAGGUGGGGCUGAGGGGCUCGGACGUCAGGUUGCGCAGCCGUCUCCAGAGGUCCAUCAGCAUGGACGACAGCAUCGGCAGCGCACAGAGCCUGCAGGAGCAGGCCCGAGGCGGGUUGCCAUGGGAGGAGCUCGACCUGGGCCUAGACGACGACCUUGAGCCGGAGACCAGUCCCCUCGACACCUUCCUGGCCUCCCUCAGCAUGUUCGAUUUCGUGCCAACCUUCAAGAAGGAAAAGAUCGACCUGGAAGCGCUCACGCUUUGCUCCAACGAAGAUCUGAAAAGCAUAAAAAUUCCUUUGGGGCCCAGGAAGAAAAUCCUGGAGGGCGUUCAGAGGCGGCAGCAGGCGCUGGGACAGCCCGACAGGUUGGAGGACACGAAUCUGUGAGUCGGCCCGCGGCUGCGGACCCUCCGCUGGCCGGCGACGAGCCCACCUCUCCGGGGUGCGGUGAAUCACGACACCGGAGGCCGGCAUAUCCCCACAGAGACCUGGCACCAUCGCCGCCACCCGGGGCAACGCGGCGGUGACAGGAGCUACAGGACAGGAGACUGCAAGAAGGGCCUCCACAUGCGAAGCUGCUGCCUUCGUGUGGCGCCGCAGGUCUCCAGGACGGACCCGCUAUUUGAUGGUCACCCUCCGACGACCUUUCCCUCCACCUGUGACCAUGAAGAUCCGUCAUCCAACGAGUAUGCAGCCUGCCCAUGAAGGAGCCAUGCAGCUUGGAACCAGACCCUUGAGUCCUCUCCUGACUCUUCUCGACCCUUGUCUGACCACUCGGACUGCUGUUCUUCUGGCCUCCCACCAAGCAACUCCUUAACCUCCCGCUAGGACCCUCCCUACCUCCCCUCCUGACCACCCUACCCCCUCCGCCCCAAGGGGAAUAUCAAAAAUGAAUGUAAAAGUUUCUCUAGGUAUGUAAAAAGGAAAAGAUUGGUGAAAAUGAAUGCAGGUCCCUUACAUUCAGAGAUAGGUGAAUUUAUAAUGGGAAACAAGGAAAUGGCAGAACAGUUAAACAAGUACUUUUGUUCUGUCUUCACUAAGGAAGACACAAACAAUCUCCCCGGAAAUACUAGGGGACUGAGGAUCUAGUGGGAGAGAGGGACUGAAGGGAAUCCACAUUAGUCAGAAAAUGGUGCUAGGUAAACUGUUGGGACUGAAGGCAGAUAAAUCCUUAGUGGGCCUAGAAAUUGUGGAUGCAUUGGUGAUCAUUUUCCAAUGUUCUCUCGACUCUGGAUCAGUUCAUGUGGACUGGAGGGUAGCCAAUGUAACCCCACUUUUUAAGAAAGGAGGGAGACAGAAAACAGGGAAUUAUAAACCAGUUAGCCUUACAUCAGUGAUGGGGAAGAUGCUGGAGUCGAUUGUUAAAGAUCUUAUAGCAGCGCAUUUGGAAAGCAGUGAUAUGAUCGGUCAAAGUCAGCAUGGAUCUAUGAAGGGGAAAUCAUGCUUGACUAAUCUUUUGGAAUUUUUUGAGGAUGUAACAAGUAGCAUAGAUAAGGGAGAGCCAGCGGAUGUGGUGGAACUGGACUUUCAAAAAACCUUUGACGGUCUCACACAAGAGAUUAGUGUGUAGGAUUAGAGCACGUGGUAUUGGGGGUAGGGUAUUGACAUGGAUAGAGAACUGGUUGGUAGACAGGAAGCAAAGAGUAGGAGUUAAUUGGUCCUUUUCAGAAUGGCAGGCAGUGACUAGUGGGGUACUGCAAGGCUCAGUGCUGGGACCCCAGUUGUUUACAAUAUAUAUUAACGAUUUAGAUGAGGGAAUUAAAUGUGACAUCUCUAAGUUUGCAGAUGACACAAAGUUUGGUGGCAGUGUGAGCUGCGAUGAGGAUGCUAUGAAGCUGCAGUGUGACUUGGAUAGGUUGGGUGUGUGGGCAGAAGCAUGACAGUGUUGCAGUAUAAUGUGGAUAAAUGUGAGGUUAUCCACUUUGGUGGCAAGAACAGGAAGGCAAAUUAUUAUCUUAAUGGUGUCAGAUUAGAAGGGGAGGUACAACAAAACCUGGGUAUGCUUGUACAUCAGUCACUGAAAGUAAGCAUGCAGGUAGAGUAGGCAGUGAAGAAAGCUAAUAACGUGUUGGCGUACAUUGCGAGAGGAUUUGAGUUUAGAAGCAAGGAGGUCGUACUGCAGUUGUACCGUGCCCUGGUGAGACCGCACAUGGAGUAUUGUGUGCAAUUUUGGUCUCCUAAUUUGAGGAAGGACAUCAUUGAUAUUGAGGGAGUGCAGUGUAAAUUCAUCAGGUUAAUUCCCGGGAUGGCGCGACUGACAUUUGACGAAAGAAUGGGCCGACUGGGCUUGUAUUUGCUGGAAUUUAGAAGGAUGAGAUGGGAUCUAUUUGAAACAUAUAAAAUUCUUAAGAGGAUUGGACUGGGUAGAUAUAGGAAAAAUGUUCCCGAUGUUGGGGGAGUCCAGAACCAGGGGUCACAGUUUAAGAAUAAGGGGUAGGCCAUUUACGACUGAGAUGAGGAAAACGUUUUUCAUCCAGAGUUGUGAAUCUGUGGAAUUCUCUGCCACAGAAGGCAGCGGAGGCCAAUUCACGGGAUAUUUUCAAGAGAUUUAGCUUGUGGGGCUAAAGGAAUCAAGGGAUAUGGGGAAAAAGCCUCUCUCUGUAUAGAGAGGGUAGUAGGAGAUAGGAGGUGUAUGGCAGGAGGGGUGUAGAGGGAGGAGGGAAGGAUUGACACUUGCUGCCCGCUGGUCUCCCCUUCGACUUCCUGUUGACGCUGAGUUCUGAGAUGAGAUGUCCUUCACUGAGCUGGGGAGACGGGCAAUGUCUCUGCCCAUCGCCAGCACAUCGACCCGAGAUGUUGAAGCAGAUGAAGGUGAGAAUCCCAAUCGCUUUCUCACCACUUCAUGUACAGUGCCCUCCAUAAUGUUUGGGUUAAAGACCCAUCAUUUAUUUAUUUGCCACAAUUUGAGAUGAUCAGCCAUGAUCAUAUUGAAUGGCAGAGCUGGCUCAAAGGGCCAGAUGGCCUACUCCUGUACCUGUUUUCUAAAUUCCUCACAACUCCGCGACCCUCCCCCUUGACCUCCAAAAUCUUCCUCCCGGAUCCCGACUAUCUGGCCACCUCCUGAUCCCCUCCUUCCUGAUCCACUCCACAUCCCUCCCCGCGACUCUGAUCCUCCUCCCCGACCUCCAACCUCUCCUCUGCCACUCAAAGGGGUUGGUGUAUGCCGACUGGUCUCCUCUGUCCUAACCUCUUUUUCCGAGUAAAAAGUACAGCCCGUCUCCCCUGGAGCCUUUGCCUGUGACUGUUCUGGAGCAGCCCUUCCUGUUGCCCAAUCUGUGCCAAUGUUUUCCACAUGACUACCUGUUUCCCUGACACACACCAUGGCAGUUGAAGCAGGUCAUGUCUCGCCCAGUUUAUCCGCUGCUCCAAUGUUUGGGGACAUUGUUCCCGCAAGUAAAAUUGAAAUCAAAAUCAAAAGGAUCCCAUGAAAGAGUGAGAGAUUGUUCCACCUUUCACACAAUAGGACAUGCUCUGUUAAUGACCUUACCUGUAGCAGGUGGUCACUGCUCUGAUACCGAUCAUUGAGCAUAUUCAGAGAAAGGAGCGUUGCAGGUGCAGAUUCUCACCCGAGGUUCGGAUUGUAACUCCCGCCUAACCUUGCUGUUGGCUCAUAGCAGCUUCAUUUUGUAUAGAGGCCAGCACAUCGACCCGAGAUGUUGAAGCAGACGAAGGUGAGAAUCCCAGUCGCUUUCUCACCACUUCAUGUACAGUGCCCUCCAUAAUGUUUGGGUUAAAGACCCAUCAUUUACGUAUUUGCCACAAUUUGAGAAUAGAAAAAAAUUCACAAGUGGUUAAAGUGCACAUUGUCAGAUUUUAACAAAGGCCAUUUUUAUACAUUUUAGUUUCACCAUGUAGAAAGUACAGCGGUGUUUAUACAUAGUCGUCCCCCCCCCCUCCACUCCCCAUCCCCCCCUCCCAUUUCAGGACACCAUAAUGAUUGGGACACAGCAAUGUCAUGUAAAUGAAAGUAGUCAUGUUUAGAAUUUUGUUGCAUAUCCUGUGCAUGCAAUGACUGCUUGGUCUGCGAUUCAUGGACAUCACCAUUUUCUGGGUGUCUUAUCUGGUGAUGCUCUGCCAGGCCUGUAUUGCACCCAUCUUUAGCUUAUGCUUGUUUUGGGGGCUUGUCCUCUUUUCUCUUCAGCUUAUAAACGGCAAGCUCAAUUGGGUUCAGAUCAGGUAUAUUUAAGAGGGAGUUAGAUGUGGCCCUUGUGGCUAAGGGGAUCAGGGGGUAUGGAGAGAAGGCAGGUACGGGAUACUGAGUUGGAUGAUCAGCCAUGAUCAUAUUGAAUGGCGGUGCAGGCUCGAAGGGCCGAAUGGCCUACUCCUGCACCUAAUUUCUAUGUUUCUAUGUUUCUAGGUGAUUGACUUGGCCAUUCAAGAAUUGACCAAGUUUUAGCUUUGAAAAACUCCUUUGUUGCUUUGGCAAUAUGUUUGGGAUCAUUGUCUUGCUGUGGAAUGAACCGCCGGCCAAUGAGUUUUCAGGCAUUUGUCUAUACACUUGUGUCUAUACAUUUCAGAAUUCAUUAUGCUACUAUCAUCAGCAGUUGUAUCAUCAAUGAAGAUAAGCGAGUCAGUACCUUCAGCAGCCAUACAUGUCCAGGCCAUAACACCCCCGUGUUUCACAGUUAAGAUGGUAUGCUUUGGAUCUUGGGCAGUUCCUUCUCUCCACUAUACUUUGCUCUUGCCAUCACUCUGAUAUGUUAAUCUUCGUCUCAUCUGUCCACAAGACCUUUUUCCAGAACUGUGGUUGCUCUUUCAAGUACUUCUUGGCAAACUGUAACCUGGCCAUCCUAUUUUUGCAGAUAACCAGUGGUUUGCAUCUUGCAGUGUAGCCUCUGUAUUUCUGUUCAUGAGGUCUUCUGCGGACAGUGAUCAUUGACAAUUCCACACCUGACUCCUAGAGUGUUUCUGAUCUGUCGGACAGGUGUUUGGGGAUUUUUCUUUAUUAUAGAGUGAAUUCUUCAGUCAUCAGCUGUGGAGGUCUUCCUUGGCCUGCCAGUCCCUUUGCGAUUCGUAAGCUCACCAGUGCUCUUUCUUCUUAAUGAUGUUCCAAACAGUUGAUUUUGGUAAGCCUAAGGUUUGGCUGAUGUCUCUUAACAGUUUUAUUCUUGUUUCUCACUCAUAAUGGUUUAUUUGACUUUCACUGGCAGAACUUUGGUUCUCAUGUUGAUAAACAGCAAUAAAAGUUUCCAAAGGUGAUGGAAAGACUGGAGGAAAGAUUUGGUGCUGAGAGCUCUCUUGUACCUGCAUUAUGGAGGCAAUUAAACACACCUGAGCAAUUACAGACGCCUGUGAAGCCACGUGUCCCAAACAUUAUGGUGCCCUGAAAUAGGGAGGGGGAGGGGCUAUGUAUAAACACAGCGGUAAUUUCUACAUGGUGAAAUCAAAAUGUAUAAAAUGGGCUUUUAGUAAAAUAUGACAAUGUGCACUUUAACCACAUGGGUAAUUUUUUCUAAUACAAAUCUCAAAUUGCGAUGCACAGUGGCAAAUAAAUAAAUGAUGGGUCUUUGUUCCAAACAUUAUGGAGGACACUGUACAUAUGCUGCCACCUGCAGGAUUUGUCUGGCAAAACAUAAUGUGGCAGGAACUCGGCAUGUAAGGCCACAUCUGGAGAGGGAAUGGACAGGUGAAGUUUCGGGUCGGGAUCCUUCUUCAGUCUCUGAUCCAGACUUGCUUAUAUACAGCAAGGCCUCCCUGGGGCCCUGGUAUUCAUUUUACCCUUAUUGAACCUGCCAAAGUAAAUCACCUACUUAUCACGAUUAAACUCAGCCUGCCAUUGCCCUGACCAUUUGUUUGUACAGUGUGUCUGUUCUCUGUCUUGUAGAAUGUAUAAUUUGUUUUUGACUAUUGUAUGAAUCUAUGUGCCUGUGAUGCUGUAAGCAAGUAUUUAAUUGUACCCAUAGUUCUUUGUACUUGUCCAUAUGACAAUAAACAUGACCAUCUUAUCAACUAAUCAAUAUCAUUUUAUACUUUACUAUCAACACAAUGAUUGCCAUCAUCAGACAUAAUCAUACCUCCUUCAUUCACAUCCAAAUCUUCGAUCUAGAAUAUAUUGUUAUGAUCACAGUACCAAUGCCUGUGGUACAGUACUCUGCACAGGCUUCCAGUCACACAAACAACUGCAUAUCGUCACACUGUGUUCUAUUAUGAAGACACCUUUGAAUUAAAUUUGCUAACUUCGCACAUAUCGCAUUGAAUCUACCCUUUUGGACCACUUUCCCAUGUGGAGCCUUGUCAAAGGCCUUAACGAAGUCCCAUAUCAACCACACAGACCUCAUCAAAUUUACCAACUCUUCGAAAGAUUCAAGCUGAUCAGGUAGAUUUCCCCGUAACAGUAAUGUCAAUGACAGUUGAUUAAUGCCUUCCUUUUCCAUGCAGGCUAACACUCUCAAGAGAGAUCAGUGCAGAGACAUGAAACUAAAAGGCUGAUAAGGUGAUAAGGUGGAGUAUAAGAGAGGGGGGGGGGGGGGGGAAAGCAGGACCACAGUGUAAAAUCAUUCCAGGGUGACUAAGUGUGAAAGGGGCGAUCAGGGAGACAUUGUGUCCCAACAUGAAAUGUAUUCAUAAUACAUUGGAUGACGAUAGCAACACUUACAAAAGGUUUAAACAGAUAAAUAAAUAGGAAAGGUUUAAUGGUAUAUGAGCCAAUCCUAGAUAAAUAGGACUUCUUGGUUAGCAUGGAUGAGUUGCGCUGAAAUGCCUAAUUCCAUGCUGUAUGACUAUCAACUAAACAGAUGCAGACUGUCACGUAAAUACAAAUAAAUGCACGUUAACCAGGGGUGGGAACUGGACAUGAUGUGGCACUUGAUCUUUGGCAAGUAUAGGCAAAAAUGGGAAGGAGUAAAAGAGGGAACCAGUGCAAUAGCAAGGAAGGACAGUGGAGAACUCUGCUGUGGCCCUUGUCCCUUUCAUUGACUCCAUUUACACCACAUGCUGCUUCCGCAAGAUCAGCAGCAUAAUCAAGAACGAGUCGCACCCUGGGCACUCCCUCUUCCAUCGGGCAAAAGGUAUGAAAACGCGCACCUCCAGAUUCAGGGACAAUUUCUUCCCAGCUGUUAUGAGGCAACCGAGUCAUCCUACCACAAGUAGAGAACAGUCCUGAACUACUAUCUACCUCGGAGACCCUUGGACCAUCUUUGAUCAGACUUUACCGGCUUUAUCAUGUAUCUACACUGAAUGGCUCAAUUGUAAUCAUUUAUUGUCUUUCUGUUGACUGGUAGCACACAACCAAAGCUUUUCACUGUACCUUGGUACACGUGAUAAACUAAACUAGAUGAAGGAAACUAUGAAAGGACGAGGCACUUGGAAUACAUUGUACAUUUCUGGUUGCCCAGCUCCAGGGAGCAUGCAAUUAAACAGGAAAUGGUCUGGAAAAGAUUCACAAGGAUGUUACCAGGAUUGGAGGGCUUCAGUUAUACAGAUAAAUUGAUAUUUUCCUGGAGAUAGAACUCCACUCACUAUAUCUUGCUAGCAGUGUUGGAAUCAGCGUUCAAACAAGAAAACGGCCUCAGUGGGAACUGUGCUGAAUUACCUACUGAUUAGAGGCGUACCAAUGAUCUAGGGGGCUGGCUCUCAUCCCUCAGCAGAACCUGUUUAUGUAAACCGGAGGCUAAGUACCCAUUCCAUCAAAAUGCAAGACUGACAAUGUUACCUAUAAAUCUCAAGUCUAUCACAUGAUAAGCAACAUAUCACUAGCAACUUUCACAAUCAGGAAAUGUAUCAAAGUCCUCCAACAGAUAGGAAGUGCAUGAUCGCAAUGAGGGAAGCACUUGCAUAUUACUAAAGAUGCAUCAUAGAAAGCAUCAGAUACUGGGUGCUGCCUUUAUGGAGCUUGCACAUUUCCCCGUGAGGGUUCUUUCCAGGUGCUCCGGUUUCUUCCCACAUGCCAAAGACACGUUGGUUUGUAAGUUAAUUGGCUUCUGUAAAUUAUCCCUAGUGUGCAGGAUAGAAUUAGUGGCCAGUGCAGACUCCGUGGGGCAAUGGACCCGUUUCCACGCUGGCGCUCUAAAUUAAACCUUAGAGAUUAUUCUCGAUGACCCAUGGAAAAGAUAUUUUAACCACAAUGGUUGUAAAUUUCUAUUAUACUAAAAAAUAUUAAUGUCCUGUGAUUCUGUAUAUUGCUUGAGAAUAAAGCAUCGUUAAAAUGCCCUCCACAAUAUUUGGGACAAAGACCCACCAUUUAUUUAUUUGCAUCUGUACUCCACAAUU